Molecule: messenger RNA, 1347 nt
Organism: Syngnathus acus (greater pipefish)
Lineage: Eukaryota; Metazoa; Chordata; Actinopteri; Syngnathiformes; Syngnathidae
Product: sialoadhesin-like
Exons: 8
Coding region: 149-1000 (283 amino acids)
Source: RefSeq, a predicted model, not a curated record
CACCCAAAAAUUUCACAUCACCAUCAGGAUUCACCAGCAAUGACCUCUCCUCUCAAGUUUGAGGUGUUUUCUUGUCUUCGGGUUUUGCUUGUUUAAAAGCUGACACAUGUAGUGGACAAGUUUGGAAUCGGAUUUGGGAUCGUCUACCAUGGAUUAUCUGCAACCUUUGAUUGAGUUUACGGUCAUCGUUCUUUUCCUAGCUGCGCAUUCAAAAGGUGAAACAUGGGGUUUGCAAGUCAACCGAACCGUCACUGCGGUGAAAGGCCAAAGUGUGACCAUCCCAUGUACGUUCAGUUACCCGCCGAAUCAGCACACGGGGAACCUACAGCUUUUCUGGAAACUGCCGGAGAAAUGCAGAUUUAAUACCUACGACAAGGAUCGCCACGCAUUCAUUUAUCACCCCAAUAGCACAUUUGUGGUGGAGAGGUACCAAGGAAAAACCAGGUUGUUAGGAAUGAAAAGCGACAAGAGUUGCACACUCAGGAUUCAAAAGUUAAUGGACAGCCGACUGGUUAUUUUCUUCAGGAUCAUUGCCAAGAAUGACAACUAUAGUUUUUAUAAAAAAAGUGUCACGAUAUUUGCGUCAGAUGCUGCACCAGUCUCUCCUAAUCCAGGAAUUAUUUUCCCAACUUCAGCCUUCCCAAACGGUCAACAAUCUCUAAUGAACAGAGAUAAGUGGCAAACCAUCUACAUCUCCAUCUUUGUACCGCUUGUGGCAGUCGGGAUCCUUCUGGCUGCUGGGUUUCUUGUUUGGAAAAAGCACAAUAGGUCACAAUCGUUUCUGAGGGGGGGCUCUGGACAUUAUGCAAACUUUAGUAGAGCAUCUCCAAACCCACCAACGAGAAAAGAAAAUCACAACAAACAAGACGAUACAAAUCUUCCAGACGGGAAGGUUGUGGAGGAACCGGUUUAUAUUAAUGUGCAGCAAGCGGCAUUUCAGACGGACGCACGAGGAGGGGAUCACGACAUAUAUGAAAAUGUGGCUUAUAUGACUAAAUAACACAAUCGAGUCUUCCUUUUUGGCCACAAAAAUGAAAAUUGAUAGCUGUGAGAUUAAUAUAUGAAUCAAGACAAUUUUUUUUUUUCUGUAAAAAGUGGUAAGUCUAUGACCAAUGGAAACGUGGGCGAUAACAGUUCAGGGAAUUGUCUUCUUUGUCUUGCACAAUGUCAAUGGGUUUGUCAACUCACUUCCUGUGUCGUGAGCACUUACGAAACUUCUGCUCUGCGCAUUUCAAGAGAUUGAAAUUGGAAACGGCAUCCAGUGGAUAUGCAUGUACUUUUCUUACCACCAGGAAAUUUCUAGCAAACUUCCCUCCCACUCUGUUCCAAAACAAAACACUGUGAUGA